Messenger RNA from Salmo salar (Atlantic salmon), 2186 nucleotides. Its product is annotated as E3 ubiquitin-protein ligase NHLRC1-like. The record is from RefSeq and is a predicted model, not a curated record. Gene Ontology annotation, molecular function: protein binding; ubiquitin protein ligase activity. Lineage: Eukaryota; Metazoa; Chordata; Actinopteri; Salmoniformes; Salmonidae. Gene Ontology annotation, biological process: proteasome-mediated ubiquitin-dependent protein catabolic process; protein polyubiquitination.
UGUCACCGGUGUUGUGUUUUCCUCUCUCUGUCUCUUUCCUCCUCUCUCUUUCCCUCUCUGACUUUCAACAUAUUUCCUCCGUGUUUUCUCAAAAAUACUUUCCAGCCGUAGCAGACUGCAGCAGAGCUGACACUGUGACUGCCGUUGGGUAAAGAGACUGCAGCAGAGCUGACACUGUGACUGCCGUUGGGUAAAGAGACUGCAGCAGAGCUGACACUGUGACUGCCGUUGGGUAAAGAGACUGCAGCAGAGCUGACACUGUGACUGCCGUUGGGUAAAGAGACUGCAGCAGAGCUGACACUGUGACUGCCAUUGGGUAAAGAGACUGCAGCAGAGCGGACACUGUGACUGCCGUUGGGUAAAGAGACUGCAGCAGAGCUGACACUGUGACUGCCGUUCGAUAAAGAGACUGCAGCAGAGCUGACACUGUGACUGCCGUUGGGUAAAGAGACUGCAGCAGAGCUGACACUGUGACUGCCGUUGGAUAAAGAGACUGCAGCAGAGCUGACACUGUGACUGCCGUUGGGUAAAGAGACUGCAGCAGAGCUGACACUGUGACUGCCGUUCGAUAAAGAGACUGCAGCAGAGCUGACACUGUGACUGCCGUUGGGUAAAGAGACUGCAGCAGAGCUGACACUGUGACUGCCGUUGGGUAAAGAGACUGCAGCAGAGCUGACACUGUGACUGCCGUUGGGUAAAGAGACUGCAGCAGAGCUGACACUGUGACUGCCGUUGGGUAAAGAGACUGCAGCAGAGCUGACACUGUGACUGCCGUUGGGUAAAGAGACUGCAGCAGACCUGACACUGUGACUGCCGUUGGAUAAAGAGACUGCAGCAGAGCUGACACUGUGACUGCCGUUGGGUAAAAAGACUGCAGCAGAGCUGACACUGUGACUGCCGUUGGGUAAAGAGACUGCAGCAGAGCUGACACUGUGACUGCCGUUGGGUAAAGAGACUGCAGCAGAGCUGACACUGUGACUGCCGUUGGGUAAAGAGACUGCAGCAGAGCUGACACUGUGACUGCCGUUGGGUAAAGUAAAAGAGAGGAUAUCUACACUAUUAUGGCUGAUGUUCCUGUUCCUCCUUCCUCACUGAGAACAGAGGGGAUCCUCCUGAGAGAGAUCCACGUCAACCUGCUGGAGUGUAAAGUCUGCUUCGAGAAGUAUAACCCACGGCAGAAGGAACGCCGGCCUCAGAACCUGUCCUGCGGCCAUGUACUCUGUCUGGAAUGUGUCCGGGCGCUCUCCCACCCCGUCCUCAAGAAGCUUGAGUGCCCUUUCUGCCGGCAGCUGUGUGACGUUGACAGCACUUCCCACUGCCAGGCGCUGACAGACCUCCAGGAUCUUCUGCUCUCCCGCUCCCCCAGGUCACCUGUCCCUCAUCGGGUCAGAGGAGGCAGCGGCUGGGUCGGAGGUCUGGGCUCUGGAGCUCUGCGACUUCGCUCAGCCUUCGGGGGCUGGGGGUCCCUGAUCAACCCCACGGGGGUGGCCGUGUUCGGGUCCUCUGGGACCAUGGUGGUGGUGCACGAUGGAGAAAGGAGGGUGGUGGUAUUCGGGCCUCAGGGCAGGAGGCUGCACGGGUUCGGGCGGAGGGGUCGCGGCCACGGGGAGGUGUGUCACCCGGUGGAUGUGGCGGUGACUCCCAGCGGGUAUGUGGUUGUGACGGAUGCCGGUGACAGUGCAGUGAAAGUGUUCACCACCAGGGGGAGUUUUGUUCUGGCGGUGUGGGACUCCUUCCAGACGCCCUGGGGGGUGGAUGUGGACAGCUGUGGACAUAUCCUCGUCACUGACAUCCAGGCCGGCACGCUCUCCCAGGUUGUGGUGGACUUUGCCCGUGGCGUGACUCUGAUGAACCGAGCGGUCAUAACCGACCUCCAGCGGCCCAAGGCAGUGGCCUGCUGUCGGGUGACCGGGAACAUCGCCCUGGUGGAGACACUGGGGCUCACAACCACACAACCUCCAAAUGGCCCCCGGCCUACCAGACUGACAAUAUUCAACAAAGACUUUAACAUGCUCUCUCAGAUAGACAGCUUUACUCUGAGCCUGGGGGCCUCAGUGUGGCCCUGCAUGUCUGCCGUGGCCUUUGACAGGGCCGGGGAUGUGAUGGUGAUAGACUCCCAGCGUGGAUUGAUUUGGAGUUUGGGAAAGCUCCAGAACGGCCCGGUCCUAACCCCCCCUGGUCAGUGA